Molecule: messenger RNA, 3214 nt
Organism: Lynx canadensis (Canada lynx)
Lineage: Eukaryota; Metazoa; Chordata; Mammalia; Carnivora; Felidae
Gene: GRAMD1C
Product: GRAM domain containing 1C
Exons: 13
Coding region: 403-1779 (458 amino acids)
Biological process (GO): intracellular sterol transport
Cellular component (GO): endoplasmic reticulum membrane; plasma membrane; endoplasmic reticulum-plasma membrane contact site
Molecular function (GO): sterol binding; sterol transfer activity
Source: RefSeq, a predicted model, not a curated record
AUUCUGACCUGCAACCUUGGAAAGAGUGCUGAUACUACAAACCAGGAAGUGACAAAUAAUGUGCUUUGAACUCUGUAGGACUUGUCUUUCAUAAGGAAAAGCCUCUCAUAACAAAAAGAGAAGAUUGAAACAGUGAUUUUAUGUAGUUGUCAUUAAAUAUUGGGAACUCUGCUGCAGAUAAAGACUUUGCAGAAUACUUAGAAUACAAAGCUUUCUGGGCCAGAAAUUGAUCUUCUGACUUUUGAGUCGUAUCUGAUUGCUGCUUGGUUCAUCUUUAUUUUGUUAAAGUAGCCUGCAGGCUGAACCAGGACUCUUCAUUGUUUGCAGAGCUUGACCAGACAGGAAUUCUGGCAGCUGCUCCAGCAGAACUAUGGUAAUGAGCUAGGCUUAAAUGCUGAAGAGAUGGAAAACUUGUCUUUGUCAAUCGAGGAUACUGUGCAGCCAAGAAGUCCAGGAAGAAGCAGCUUGGAUGAUUGUGGGGCGAGAGAUGAAAAAUUUUCCAAGUCCAUCAGUUUUACACGAGAAUCAGUUAAUCGUGUUUCAGAGACAGAGUCAAUUGAUGGAAAUUCACCGAAAGGGGGGUUAGGGAAAGAGGAACCCCCAAGUGAGAAACAGAUCAAAAAGAGUCCUUUACUAACUUCAGAGAAGAGGUUAAGUAGAGUAUCAUCAAAAUCACUGGACUUGAAUAAAAAUGAAUAUCUUUCUCUGGACAAAAGCAGCACUUCAGAUUCUGUUGAUGAAGAAAAUAUGCCUGAGAAAGAUCUUCAUGGAAGACUUUUUAUCAACCGUGUUUUUCAUAUCAGUGCUGAGAGAAUGUUUGAAUUGCUCUUCACCAGUUCACGCUUCAUGCAGAGAUUUGCCGAUUCUAGAAAUAUAAUAGAUGUAGUGUCCACCCCUUGGAAAAUAGAACCUGGAGGUGAUCAACUGAGAACCAUGACCUACACUAUAAUCCUUAAUAAUCCACUUACUGGAAAGUGCACCACUGCCACUGAAAAGCAGACACUGUAUAAAGAAAGUCGGGAAGCACAAUUUUAUUUGGUAGAUUCAGAAGUACUGACACAUGAUGUUCCCUACCAUGAUUACUUCUAUACCCUGAACAGAUACCAUAUCAUCCGAUCCUCAAAACAGAAAUGCCGGCUGAGAGUUUCUACAGAUGUGAAGUACAGAAAACAACCAUGGGCCAUUAUCAAAUCUCUAAUUGAAAAGAAUUCCUGGAGUUCAUUGGAGGACUAUUUCAGACAGCUUGAAUCAAACUUAUUAGCGGAAGAAUCUGUGUUAAAUCAGUCCGUUGAAGAUGCUGGAAAACUUAGUGGCUUACGAAGGAGAAGGCGAACAUUCAACCGAACAGCAGAAACAGUUCCUAAACUUUCUUCUCAGCGCUCUUCUGGAGAUGUGGGCUUGGAUGCCAAAGGGGAUAUUUCAGGAAAGAAAAAGGAAAUGGAAAUCUGUAAUACUGCCCUUAUUGUGGUGAUGAGUAUUUUUUUGCUGUUGCUAGUUCUGUUGAAUGUGACGCUGUUUCUGAAGCUGUCAAGGAUAGAAUCUGCUGCUCAGUCCCUUUACCGUCUCCACCUCCAAGAAGAGAAAUCUCUGCAUUUAGCCUCUGGUAUGCUGUCAAGAGCAGAAAGUAUUGAGAAGAACAAAGACCAGGCCCAUCGUUUAAAAGGAGUGCUCCGAGACUCUAUCGUGAUGCUUGAACAGUUAAAGAGCUCACUUGUUAUGCUUCAGAGAACUUUUGAUCUACUAAAUAAAAACAAGACUGGCAUGACUGUCAAAAGCUAGUGAUCUCAAGGCCUGAAACUGUAGAGAUACUUGGAACUAAAAGAAAACGUCUUAAAGAAAACCAGAGGAUGAAGGAUUUUAAUUGUCACAGGAACAUUUCCAUAUUUUCUCAUUAUUGGUACUUUUAAUAUGAACAAUCUUUUUAAUAACAUUAAUGUGAUGACUAGUCUCUGAUGGCCUUAAUGAUCCAUUCUUUCACUUCUUAUACGUAAUUCUAAGCAGUGGAUUUCUCCAGUGGAAUUAUUCUCCAGUGGAUAUUUCAGGUGAAAUAUGUUGUGGACUUGAAUUUCUACAAUACAAAAAGAAAAUGAGACACUCCAAACUGAGUAGUAUGGCCUUGUUUUUACAGUGAGAUUUGAAGUUUGAUGCUUUAUCUGUUAGCACAGAAUCAGUACGUGUUCGACAGGCUGCUUUCCCAGUUGAGAUACACUGAAGAUGCUAAAGAAAAUUUAAGAAUAAACCUCUGUAUCAUUAUGAAUUGUGAAGGACCAGGUUUCAGGCAUGUAUUAUAACAUUUCUAAGUUUGUGUACUGUAAAUAUUACAGUGUCUUCAUUUUUUCUUUAGCAUGGGAAUUCAGUAGUCAGGUUCUGAAUGUACAACUUGGUAAUUAUUACCUGAAAGGUUCUUCAGCCGUUGUAUCUUUUUGAAGAUAGAUGUUUCAGGAGAUAUGAGAGGUGAGAUUAUCUUGCCUCUUCAUGUAUCAAAUGGUGGAAGAGUAAAUUCUGGAAAAGGAGACAUGUAGGGUACCAACACUCAAAAUGAAGAACCACGUGCUGAUUUUAAAAACGAGAGGAUUAUGUUGAAAUCUGGGCACUUAGUGUUCCAGUACUAGUGCACUGACUGAACUUCUAGGCCAGACAGAAGCUUUGGCUCUUUCACAACAAUUUUUUAGGCAUGUAUGUCUCAAUAUGAUGUCUUUGGAACAAGAGAAAGAUAGUGCCGAGUAAUUUGUAUAUAUUCUUACUGUUUGGACAAUUGCUUCCCUUUAGUUAUAUGUUUCUUUUUUCCCCCAGAGUCACCAAAGCCACAUGAGAUAGCUAAAGUCAUUUUUGAGAUGCCUGUAGAGAAUGAAAGUAUUAACUUCAUUACAGGGAAAAUGGAUUUCUCUGGGUGGUUCCCAACAAACCUACAUUGGGGUACCAGUGUACUUACCUGGGGUUUUUGAAAAAAGGAUUUAUGAAGUGUCUGGCUGUGAGUAAGAGUCACCGGAUAUUAAACUUGAAGACUUGUUCUCUGUUAAAUUCACAAAAAUGAUCAGUGGCAAGCUGAAUGUUUUUGUGAUGUUAUUUAAAACUUGUACUUCAUAAACAUACCUCAAAGGAAAUUAACAAAGUUGCUUUAUAGAUUGACUGAACAUGUAUGCAUGCAGAAUUCAAUUAAUUGCAUUUCAGCCUGUUAAUGUAAAUUGAUACCAAUAAAACCCAAAAUGUCUGA